CCACACGACCUUUUGGCUGCUGUACAUUUUAGUACAGGGUACCAAAGCCAAACCCUCGUUCUGCCUGACAGUACCUCAAGCAUUGAACAGGCAUUCCAGGGUGAUACUGUGUUGUUGCCAAAGCUCACUUCACAGGAACUUAGGCAAGUGACAGCACCUUUCAGUUUUGAGUGUCGUCAGAAGGUCUAACCCCAUGGGGGCGUCUACCUCCACGUUCGCGAGUCCAGGAGAUACUAAAGAUGCAGUAGAUAGUGAGGCUUCACCAGAAGCUACUCCGUCCGAGCUCGCUCGAGUUUCCAGCCCUAGCCGCCAUGACGCUGACAGGGUUGUCAACUCCGCGGCGUGCUCGUUGGACGACGCUUCGCUAUCAAACCAAGCGGAUGGGCCUUGUCGGAAACGCACGACGAUAGAUAGCCUUCCGGAGGAGGUCCUGGUGAAGGUUCUUGCUGCUGUCAGCUCCACUGCCGAGAACCCCGCCGAAGUUGUUUCGCCCUCCAUGACGUGUCGGCGGUGGAAGCGAGCGAGUCAGGACAGGGAUGUGUUGUGCUCCACGUCGAGGGGGGGCGUGGCGGUGCGAGCGAGGCAGUGGAGCAUCGGCGCUUUCAUCUUUCUCCGCCGGUUGAGCGAAAACGGCUGUCUGGAAGCCUGCUUCAUGCUCGCCAUGAUCCUCUUCUACUGCAUCCCUGAGGCGCAAUUCGAAGGCGGGCGGCUUCUUAUGCACUCGGCUCGGCAGGGCCACGCGGCCUCGCUGCAUGCGGCGAGCAUCCUCAGUUUCAACGGCAGCGGCCUGGGGCAGCAGCACAAGGACGUGAAAGUCGGCGUGGCGUUAUGUGCGAGAGCGGCGGCUCUCGGGCACACGGAAGCCAUGCGCGAGCUAGGCCACUGCCUCCUGGACGGCUACGGAGUGCGCCAAGACGUCCAGGAAGGCUGGAGGAUGCUUCUUGAGGCGCAAGCAGCGGAGCUCUCACCGAUUAACUCCCCGCACCUGUCGGCCCUCGCGUCCCUCAUCGCUUCCGCCAAGCGAAAGAGUGACGUCGAUAGCAGCGUCGCUGCCAAGAGGCCCCGCAGCCUCGACUCCUUCGGGAAUGUCGCCGCCGUGGGUUGCGCAGAGCAGGAGGCGGCGGUACAGGCGCUGUUGGGCGUGGAGUCCAAGGGCGCGUUCACCAAGCAUGGCAUGCCCGUUUCACCCGGAGGAGGGGCCAACUUUAAGCCUCCUUCCGUUUUUCGCGUCGACGCCUCGGCCUGCGGACCGUCCGUGACGCUCGCGCCGAAGAAGGCCGCCGCCCCAGCCGCGGCUGCUUGGACUAGUCCCCUCGAGGCGACGAAGUUUGCCAGGCCUGCGCGACAAGUUCGCCAGGCGCGUCGUCAAGCGCGUAUGCCGUCGCAGGAGUUGCAGGACUCACAGUCGCAGCAUCUCGAGGGCAAGACGGCCGUCAUGCUUAAGCUACUCGCGGCUCUCAAGGCCGGCAGCUUCAAGCUUACUGCGGAGUCUAUCGCUAAGCUGCAGCCGAUUCUCUCGAGCGUGCAGACGUCGCUGCUCCCCUCCGCCGCGCACCCCGCGCACGUGUUCGUCAAGGAUUGGUUCGCCGUCAGGGCCGCCAAGGAGUGCGGUAAGAGCGCCGCGUGCAGCGACCUUGGCAGUGCGAAGGACAUGGCGGCGCUUGGUCUGGACGCCAUGGGCGAGGCUACCCUCGGUGUGUGCAACCGCGAGUCGUGCGGGCGGCCAGAGAAGCGCGCGCUGGAGUUUUGGCGGUGCUCCACGUGCUGGAGCGCGCGCUACUGCAGCCGCUCGUGCCAGCUGCACGACUGGCACGCGAGGCACGGCGCGGAGUGCUGCGCCCAAUUCUCAGUGGCUGGUGGCGCGGCGGCCUUCGUGGCUGCUGGAAUAAGCGCGGACGCUGGGGGGGUGCGCCUUGCUUCUUAACUGAUUCUCGUUCUCUUGCAACGGCAGAUGAGGGCCUGCCAUUUCCACGUCAUGUUCAUACUCUUGUCGAUGAGACAUGUAGUACUAUUGCCUAGUCUAGGGUUGCUAUAACUACAUCGUUUUUUGGGGGAAGGAAACGCCUGCUUGCGUACUACAGUACCAGAGUAAUGAGCGCAGGAUAUACCUGGGAUUUUCUAACCGAAAGAAGGGUUCGUUCAUUUUGAGUUGUAGCAUGGUUGUUUGAGGCGCUGUACGUCAGAGCUGAACACCGAU
This is a messenger RNA of Closterium sp. NIES-67, 2197 nucleotides long. Lineage: Eukaryota; Viridiplantae; Streptophyta; Zygnematophyceae; Desmidiales; Closteriaceae. The record is from the annotation of a GenBank genome assembly.